Molecule: messenger RNA, 470 nt
Organism: Anoplophora glabripennis (Asian longhorned beetle)
Lineage: Eukaryota; Metazoa; Arthropoda; Insecta; Coleoptera; Cerambycidae
Gene: COX6B
Product: cytochrome c oxidase subunit 6B2
Exons: 2
Coding region: 119-364 (81 amino acids)
Cellular component (GO): mitochondrion; respiratory chain complex IV
Source: RefSeq, a predicted model, not a curated record
CCCAGUUCUUCACCUCUCCGCUGAAGUAAAGUGGCGCUGGCGGCACAACAAGUUAUUGGUUUUUGUGGGAGCCAUUAUUCCGAAGAUUUCCAAGGAAUUUACUUAUUCAUAAGUCACUAUGCCGGUCGCCGUCAGAGAAGAUGACAUUAAAACCGCCCCUUUCGACCCACGUUUUCCUAAUACGAACCAGACCCGCUACUGCUACCAGAGCUACUUGGACUAUUAUCGCUGCCAGAAGGUGAGGGGCUCAAACUACAAGCCCUGUGAAUAUUUCUCGAAAGUGUUCCAUUCCGUGUGUCCCAAUUCUUGGAUUGAGAAGUGGGACGAUCAGAGGGAGUCGGGUACAUUCCCAGGGAAUAUUUAACUUAAAUCCAUUUACUUAUCUAGUUGUUUAUGUAGCCAUGUUCUUUUUCAAAGCAUUGUAAAGCUAUUUAUGUUAAUAAAGUAAUAAUUAACUACCGUUUUUAUAA